Oncorhynchus kisutch (coho salmon) is the source of this 2330-nucleotide messenger RNA. RefSeq names its product fibronectin type III domain-containing protein 4. Gene Ontology annotation, molecular function: protein binding. Gene Ontology annotation, cellular component: plasma membrane; extracellular region. NCBI's taxonomy places the organism in Eukaryota, Metazoa, Chordata, Actinopteri, Salmoniformes, Salmonidae. The record is from RefSeq and is a predicted model, not a curated record. The coding region runs from base 539 to 1201 and encodes 220 amino acids. The transcript has 6 exons.
GGGAGAGAGAGAGAGAGAGAGAGAGAGAGAGAGGUGCGCUGCCAGAUGCCAAGGCGCUUGUCUCUCUAUAGUUCCAGAGCGAUGUCCGUGAUGCUGGACCUUCUCAACGUGUCCAUUCACAGGUUACCUGUAGCCUAUGCACUGACCACGAGACACGACGAACUGGAGUAGAUCGAACGCCGUCAGAUUCAAUUUGGGUACCGCGGUUUGAGAAAAGAGAGAAGUCUUCAAUAUCGGUGUGAUGGUUAACGAAUACAAAUGGGAUUAUUGUGGACAUGAAUGUACCGGGACGUGUUGACAAAAUGUUCGUCAAUAUGAUCUCUUUUGUCACAUACCUGAAGUUAAUUGAUCUACUCUGAAUACUUCGACUCAAACGUUUCAACGGUCGCUUGGAUAAUAAGUGAUUAAUUCGGGAUUUUUUUACUUCUUCCAAUAUGCUUAUGAAUUGAACGCAUUAAGUAGCCUGCAAGUGGGUACUUGAAGAUCUGACAUCUAUACAUUUUGAUAUAUAGAUCUGAGGAGAAUAAAACACGAAGCCAUGUCUUGUCUGCUGGUGUUAGUGAACUGUGUGAUCCUGUUGCUCUUCGCCAGCGACAUGUUGUUGGUCAGUGGAAACCGCCCUCCUGCUCCCGUCAACGUGUCUGUGAUGCACCUGAGGGCCGACUCCGCCACCGUCUCCUGGGAGGUACCUGAGGGUGACAUCAUCAUCGGCUUCUCCAUCUCACAGCAGAGACAGCAGGGCCACACCCAGCGCUUCAUCAGGGAGGUGAAUACCACCAGCAAGGCCUGUGUUCUGUGGGAUCUGGACGAGGAGACGGACUAUAUUAUCCAGGUCCAGUCCAUUGGUCUGUACGGAGAGAGUCAGGCCAGCAAGAGGGUCCACUUCAGAACCCUCAAGAAGUCUGACCGCUUCCUGUCCAACAGCUCCAACCAAGAUGACCCUGCAGUGGAAGGUCUGGACAAGUCACGGCAGCUCCAGACAGGAGAGGUGAUCAUCAUUGUGGUCGUGCUGCUCAUGUGGGCAGCUGUCAUUGCCCUGUUCUGUCGGCAGUAUGACAUCAUCAAGGACAACGACUCUAGUACCGGCAAAGACAAGGUAAAGCCGUCGUCGUUGGCGAGCACGCCAGAACACUGCUCCGGAGGACUGCUAAGGAAUAAGUUUCAUCCGUCGCUACAAUCCAUCAACAUAAUUGAGGUGUAAGGGAAGAAUGCAGAAAGCAGACGCCAAUUCCAACCUUCCUCCUCCGUCGCUACGUUCUCCAACUCCUCAAAUCGUCUCUCCUCCUCUCUGAUGAAGACGAAACAAGUCAUUAGAUAAACUGCCGCCCUGAGGCAUGACCGUUGAUGCAUGUCGGCCAAGCUAAUUUAGCAAAGAACACACACACACACACACACACACAGAGAGUUAAGUAUACUGUACAUACACUCUUUUAAUGUUAAUACGUUAUACAUAAAGUAUUUCAAGUGAGAUACUUGGUUUGUAAUUAGUACACCACGGCCAUCUCUGGGACAUCUGUCUCUGUCGUAGAUUCAACCCGUGUUGCUGAAGAUAGAUCCUCUUAAAGGCAAUGUUCCUGUGUUUUCGCAGAGGCUGCAAUGACUGUCCACUCUGCAUAUGUCGGUAGGCUCAAUCGGGAAAAUUCCCUUUAAAAUGUUAUCGUGGUAAAACACGGAUCUUCCGCAAUACAGACUGAAUCUAGCCCUUUGUGUUCAUGUUGUCCUGUGUGAUUUAAAAAAUAUAUAAACUAGAUUAUGGAUUAUGUUACUUUGAUUAUAUCCUUGGAUCAGUUUUUUUUUGCAUCUUAAUCCUCUUCCCCCCCCUUGUACAGUCAUUUCACAAUAAUAACAUCCCAAUUGUUUGCCACAAAAUACUCAUACUUGGGAGUAAUUAUCACAGGUGAAAAUAUUGUGAUCUGAGUCCGACAGACUAUAGCGAUGCUAAUAAGUACAAAUGAUGGAAACUAGUUCUGAACACAUGCAGUUGUAUAUGAAUACAUACCUUAUGACCAUCGUCAACGCGUUACUGACGCAUGUCUGUGCAUAUGAAGAAAUGUCUAUAUUCCAUAAGAUUGACUACUGGAGGGGCGCAUGCCGGUCAUUCAUCCAUAGUAUAAUAUUUGAUGUGCUCUCUAUUUUACCAAUACAAAAUAUGCAACAACAGAAAUUAUUGCAAUACUGGGAAAGCAGAAUAUUAUACAUUUUUAUAUUAUCAUUUGAUCAUCCUUCCUUUUAAUUAGGACUUGUUUGAUUGGAUGUUUUGACACUUGUAAAUAUCCUGACACUGUGUUUUAUCUGAACUAUUGAACAAUAAAGUUUAUUUCAAAUUCAAA